Lontra canadensis (Northern American river otter) is the source of this 728-nucleotide messenger RNA. It is a transcript of the gene S100A2, whose product is annotated as S100 calcium binding protein A2. Gene Ontology annotation, cellular component: cytoplasm. The record is from RefSeq and is a predicted model, not a curated record. The coding region runs from base 122 to 415 and encodes 97 amino acids. The transcript is spliced from 3 exons. Gene Ontology annotation, biological process: endothelial cell migration. Gene Ontology annotation, molecular function: transition metal ion binding; calcium ion binding. NCBI's taxonomy places the organism in Eukaryota, Metazoa, Chordata, Mammalia, Carnivora, Mustelidae.
GCCAGGUUGGGGGCCAGCGCGGUAGGCAUAUAAACCCCAGUGUGGGCGCCUGGCUCUUUGGUUUCCUUCCAGAGCCUCUCUGUCAUCUGGUCUGAUCCACCCCUGUGGCCCCAGAUCCAAGAUGUCCAGUCCCCUGGAGCAGGCACUGGCUGUGAUGGUCGCCACCUUCCACAAGUACUCUGGCCAAGAGGGUGACAAGUUCAAGCUGAGUAAGGGGGAGAUGAAGGCACUUCUGCACAAGGAGCUGCCCAGCUUUGUUGGGGAGAAGGUGGAUGAGGAGGGCCUGAAGAAGCUGAUGGGCGACCUGGACGAGAACAGCGACCAGCAGGUGGACUUCCAGGAAUACGCCGUUUUUCUGGCCCUGGUUACUAUCAUGUGCAACGAGUUCUUCCAGGAUGCCCCGGACCGGCUGUGAGCGGGGCUCCUGCUUGGCCACAGCCCUCCUGGACCCACGAGGACUCUAGCUACCCCUUUUGUACCCAAUAAACAUUUCUGUUGAUCAUAUUUUAAUUGCUCAGUGAUGCCCCAUCCCCUGGCUGGCUGAGUUGGGUUGCUGGACAAUAAGAGCAUCCUUAGAUCCCACCCCUCUGGGCUCUGACUCUUCUGGAAAUCUCUGCAAGGCCAGAGCUGCACCUCAAGUCCCAGAGUUUGGCAUUUCAAAUACCGGUAAAAAUUUGAGAUAGUUUGCUAAUAUUUUUUUUCCAAAUAAAGAUUUUAAAAAAGGCAAA